Molecule: messenger RNA, 1590 nt
Organism: Zingiber officinale
Lineage: Eukaryota; Viridiplantae; Streptophyta; Magnoliopsida; Zingiberales; Zingiberaceae
Product: RNA-binding protein 33-like
Exons: 2
Coding region: 1-1590 (529 amino acids)
Source: RefSeq, a predicted model, not a curated record
AUGUCGGUAUGGCUUCCCUUGCAAAUCCCCGACCCCAUCUUCCUCGCAGAGCCUCGUCUACUGUCUGAUCUGCCUUCUCUGCUCGUCCCGCUCGUCUCAGGCCUUCACCUACAUCCUGGUCUGCCGCCCCUAUUAGUUCCCAGGCCUCACCUACAGCCCGACCCUUCACCCCGACUCCUCUUCAAUCAAUUAAUCCUUCCCGACCGACCUAGCCCUGGUCCCGACCACGGUAGAAGAUCAGCCAACGUCACCUAUGCCAGCCCUACCUUCAGAGAAGCUUCUCAGGCAGCUCAUCAGGCUCAUUCUGUAAAUGACCGCUCGAGUCGUGACGCCCCUUCUUUUUCUCUGUGCAGGGUUUGGCUACCUUCCGAAGAUUCUGACUCGGAUGACCAGCCUUUGUCUCGGAGACUUCGCCGCAGGGCCCCCCAUCCUAGCCAAGACUCAAGCCCUUCCGCUGUUCCUCCUCUUUUGCCUCCUGUUGCAACCACUACUCCUAUCCCGAGCCAGGCAGAUUCUCCUCCUGCUCCACCCGAAGUUCCGGCUGAGCCUCCGCUAACUCAACCUUCCACCUCGCAACAGCAUCAGCGCACCGAAGCUGGCCCAUCACAUCACCCUUCAUCAACUACCUCACCUCUAGAGCCUCCUCAUAUGCCCCCUUCAGCUCCUUCUGGGUCAGCUGCUGGGCCUUCACAGCCACCACCACCUGUUCAUCACCAUUAUCGUACCACUACCCCUUCUGAGGUGGAGUUAAGGUCACGGCAGGAUGUUCCCACCAGCUCCUUCACAAUGAAAGGUCGUUUGAUCACUUUAUGGGAGGAAAGUAUGCAGCAGAUGGAACUCUUGUCGUCGCCUGCCCAAAUGGAUAAGUUCUCAGAGCUGUAUAUCAAGGCCUGUGCAGAGUCUCUGAUAAUAAAUCAAUCCUUCCAUGCUGUUCAUUACCAAAAUAAGGUGCUGCGGGACAUGGUAAUAGAAUUGGAGCUUCAAUUAAAUGACCCUGCGCAGGCUAGUCAUGCCCUGAGAGCCGAAAUAAAGGAUCUGACCAAAAGGAAGACCCAUCUGGAAGUAUCCUUGGCGCGGGCUAACCACAAGCUUAAAGGCCUUCAAGAAGAAAAAAUUCAGGUUGAUGUCGUGCACCAGCAACACGUGGAUCAACAAGCUUUGGUGCAUCAACGAGCCAUAGACCAGUUGACCCAGAACCUACGUACCGCCGAAACCCUAGCACAGGAGCAAAGCAAAAGAUUGGAAUCCCAAACGACCCAACUGGCAUCUCAGGCCGCAGAACUUCUGGCCGUCCAGACUGAACUGGCUCAGGCCCGGGCUACUGCAGAAGGAGUAUCUACAGCUCUGACUGUCUAUAAGGAAGGGGAGAAUGAUCACUGCAAACAGAUCCGAGACCUGUACCUGCGUUCUCCAGAGUUUUGUACACAGGCAGGACAACGUUUCUCCACAUCUAUUAUCUAUGGUGCGGCUGGGGCUCUGCGACAACUUUAUGAACAGAGCUACUUAAAAUCAGCUCCUCCUGCUGAGUUUUUAGAUCAUGACCGGAUCCUUAAAGAGAUUCUGGAUGAUAUAUUUGCUCCUUUCAAAUGA